AUGGCCCUUGCGUGCACCGCGGGGGGGAUCAUUUAUGAUGCCUAUCGAUGGCAAGGACUCAGCAUCUUCCAUUGUAGUUGUCAAGGGUCGCUGUUCCUGUUGCUUCUCAUCUCCCCGACCUGUCGGCAGUCGUUUAUGGCCUACUGGUUUGGAGAUCCAGAUGAAGAGGAUGUUGAUGAUGAUGACGACGAUGGCAUUUCAAUGAAGGAUCUGCAGGUGCAGCCGAAUUCGCCGAAUGUGUCGCCGACGAAAUCUAGCGCGGAGGAAAUCAAGAGAGAGGCAAAUGCACUAGAACAAAAACUGCCUGGUCAAAGUGAUUUGGUGCUGGAGGAUGUUGAGGACCCUUCCGGAGUUUCGAAGGUGAGCGUCAGCGAAGAAGCUCCAAACCGACAGGUGAGUUUCAGCGAAGCUCCAGAGGCUGCAAACCGACAGGUGAGCUUCAGCGAAGCUCCAGAGGCUGCAAGCCGAAAUGUGAGCUUCAGCGAAGCUCCAGAGGCUGCAAACCGAAAUGUGAGCUUCAGCGAAGCUCCAAAGGCUGCAGACGCCCCUGAGGAGGACGAGGAAGAGGAACAAAAGCCUGAAGGAAACAAGGUCGGAAAGGUCUCCACGGUGAGUGAGGCGAGUGGCGGCUCCCCAAAGGCCGGCAAAGUGGCCAAGGCCUCUUCCAGGGUGACCUUCGGAGCCGAGGAAGUCCAGACCAUGGAGCAAGAUUUAGCGGUCGUCAUGGUGAAGGCACCCGACAUUCCAGCCGCAGAGGAGGAUGUGACAUCGGCCACAGCUGAUGAGGGCGAGAUCGUUAUCGGCGUGGACUACGAUCAGGUUGAUGAUCUCAAGAAGGUUUUUGAUCAGCAAGAUGAGGACGCGCUCACGCCCACGUCCAGAUUGAACGUGUGA
Messenger RNA from Cladocopium goreaui, 894 nucleotides. The record is from the annotation of a GenBank genome assembly. NCBI's taxonomy places the organism in Eukaryota, Dinophyceae, Suessiales, Symbiodiniaceae.